Drosophila eugracilis is the source of this 3344-nucleotide messenger RNA. RefSeq names its product G-protein-signaling modulator 2 (gene pins). Bases 284 to 2257 code for a protein of 657 amino acids. The record is from RefSeq and is a predicted model, not a curated record. Lineage: Eukaryota; Metazoa; Arthropoda; Insecta; Diptera; Drosophilidae. Gene Ontology annotation, molecular function: protein binding; GTPase regulator activity. The transcript is spliced from 2 exons.
GCCAUAUAAACAUCGUAACCAUCGAACAAAAACCGAUAAAUCGUGAAUCAGAAGAGCAGACUAAUUAGUCAAAAAACGGUACAAAAGAUCGCUUAAUUGCUGAAAUUUCACCUGAGUCAGCUCAUUAAAACCAAAAGUAGUGCACAGCCAGCCAGAGGGCAACCAAAAACCCCAAGAAUUGUCCCAAACACAUCGCCGCAAAGUGGACAACUCCCAGUUUUCCGAGCACUUGCCCCUCAAAAAGGAGCAUCGCGACAAAAAGGCGAGACUUCGUCGCAGCAGAAUGUCCUCGCUGUCCGCGUCAGCGGAGAAUGUGUCCAGUCUGGGAUUAGGAACAGGUGGAGGGGCCAAUUCCCAUGAUGGCAAUUCCCAGCAGGGUUCUGGUUCCGAUGGAGGAUCCAGUAUGUGCCUGGAAUUGGCCCUCGAAGGUGAACGCCUAUGCAAGGCGGGAGAUUGCCGAGCGGGUGUGGCCUUCUUCCAGGCGGCCAUUCAAGCCGGAACCGAGGAUCUCCGCACAUUGUCCGCCAUUUACUCGCAACUGGGCAACGCCUAUUUCUAUUUGGGAGACUACAACAAAGCAAUGCAGUACCACAAGCAUGAUCUUACUUUAGCCAAGAGCAUGAACGACCGCCUGGGCGAAGCCAAAUCUUCUGGGAACCUGGGCAAUACUCUGAAAGUAAUGGGUCGCUUCGACGAGGCGGCCAUCUGUUGUGAAAGGCAUUUAACCCUGGCCAGGCAGCUCGGAGAUCGGCUGUCCGAAGGAAGAGCCCUGUACAAUCUGGGAAAUGUGUACCACGCCAAGGGCAAGCAUUUGGGCCAGAAAAGUCCUGGAAAAUUUGGAGACGACGUCAAGGAGGCUCUCAGCCGUGCCGUGGAGUUUUACCAGGAAAAUCUGAAGCUCAUGAGGGAUUUGGGCGACCGUGGCGCUCAAGGACGAGCUUGUGGCAAUCUGGGAAACACCUAUUACCUUCUGGGCGACUUCCAGGCGGCCAUCGAACAUCACCAGGAGCGACUGCGCAUUGCCAGGGAGUUUGGAGAUAGAGCAGCAGAGCGCAGAGCCAACAGUAAUCUCGGAAACUCGCACAUUUUCCUGGGACAAUUCGAGGAUGCUGCCGAUCACUACAAACGCACUUUGGCCUUGGCCGUAGAACUAGGUGAACGUGAAGUAGAGGCACAAAGCUGCUAUAGCUUAGGCAACACAUAUACCUUGCUGCACGAGUUUAACACUGCCAUUGAGUACCACAAUCGUCACUUGGCCAUUGCCCAGGAGCUGGGAGACCGAAUCGGAGAGGCUAGGGCCUGCUGGUCACUGGGUAAUGCCCACUCAGCCAUCGGUGGCCAUGAGCGGGCCUUAAAGUAUGCAGAGCAGCAUCUCCAAUUGGCCAAGGAGCUGCAUGACCCUGUGGGCGAAAGCACAGCCAGGGUAAAUAUCUCUGAUCUGCGAAAGCUUUUGGGAAUGCCCGAAUCAGAACCAUCGCCCACCGAAGAGGAGGCUAGAUCGACUGCUUCAGAUCACUCGGCUAGUGGACACCUAUCCGACGGAUCUGAGAACUCGCAGGGAAGAAUGGUGCGCGUUCGUCGCCAGAGCAUGGAGCAGUUGGACCUGAUCAAGAUCACUCCCGAUGGAAAGCGAAUGCAGGAGGAAAAACACCACGGACAGGGUACCAGAAAAGCCAAAGAUGACGACUUCUUCGAGAUGCUCUCGAGGUCGCAAUCGAAACGCAUGGAUGACCAACGCUGUUCGAUCAAGGUGAAUCCAACUGGAGCUCCAGCUGUGGCCACUGGCGCUACUCGCAAGCCGCUGGUGCAGCAGAAUUCUCUGUUCGUGGAUCCCACUAACCUGCCGGGUCUGAAAUCGCCGUCGUCGGCGAAUCCGUCAGCUAUUGGCCAUGGACCGCUGGCUAGGAGUGCCACCACUACUCAGCAACCCGAUGAUGAUUUCUUGGAUAUGCUAAUGCGCUGCCAGGGCUCGCGACUGGAGGAACAGCGGUCCGAGCUGCCGCGGCCCAAUGUCACCAUGGAUGCCGAAGCAGAGGGACCACCGCGAUCAGUGCCAGAGGCAGCUGUAGCAGGAACAGCACGUGGGCAGACCGGGCGCGGAGCCACUGUGCCCGACGAGGACUUCUUCUCACUAAUCAUGAAGGUGCAGAGCGGUCGCAUGGAGGAUCAGCGCGCCUCGAUUCCGUUCCGUAAUGCCAACAAUAACAACAAUAGCCGGAGCAACAACAAUGGUUCGGCCGGUGGAGCUGGAAAGUAGAAACUGAAAGUCCAAAAUGAAAAAGAGUCCAACCAAAACAAUCCUAUAAAUCCAUCCCUGGCCGCAUCUCCCAAAUCAUUUUGUUAUACGUACAUCUUGCGGCCAUUUAUUCAGUCGUUUCUUUCGGCAAUUGGCGGCUAAACCUUUUGUUCUUUUACAAGAUUUAUAUAUGUAUACACAGAAACACGAAAAGCAUUAAUUUAUGAAUAGUGACUAACCACGUAACCAAAUAUUAGGGGCGUAUAGGGCCCCGUAAACACGAGCAGAAGGAGAUACUUCCAAUUGGAUGCACUCACUCAUCCAGUCAUGACUCAUUACACACACUCGUCUUAGAGUUGGCCAUGAUAUUGAACAAUCUGCACUCAAGUUUUACGAUAUUAACGUUUGAAUUGCAUGUACGCGUAGUUUAAACCGAAGGUAUACUAAUCCAAUUUGCUCAAUAGACGGAACCAAGUCUUCUCUAUGAUCAAUGAUCUUACAUUCUCUUAAUCGCAUUCAACUCUAAAUACUAAGUUUUAAGUCUAACGAACCAUUCUACCAUAUAAGCAAUGCAUUUUCCAAAUCAAAAAAUCUACAAAAUAUUCCCAAUUGUAUCCAUGAGUAUUGCAUUUUUCUAUCUAUCGAUAACAACUCUGAACAUAUUUUAAGCCACUUACAAUUUUUUUUAGAUAUUAACAAGAUACGUAGAAAGGCUGCCCGGAUUUCCUUUUGAGGACCGGCGGUUGUAUCUUGGCACUUAGCAUACGAUAUACACAUCCAUACUACACAUAUACAAGAUACAUAUGAACAAUAUAUAGUUAUACCAAUGUCUAGCGAUUGUCCAACUUGGAAAUUGUUCUACACGAAAUACGAGUAUAUAUACACAAAACGAAAAACACAAAACUGAGUUCGAGUUGCAUGAAAUGAAGCCAAAAUUUAUUAAUGUUAUACCUUUAUGUAGCACGAAAGGAGGUGCGCUCAUGGAGCUAGUAUAUAAUGAUAUCCGAUCGAUCGGUCAUUAUGAUAUACAGCUGCGAAACAUACCAUACAGGCGGACAAUUAUGUCAUGUAUUAUUAAAUAUUAAAAUCAAAAACUGUUUGCUGACAA